GAUAGUCUAAAUGCAUCCGAUCUUUGAGAAUGAAUGAAUGAAUUCGCGAGUGAUCUAUUAAAGAUGAUCUUUUGAAUGAUUUUUUAAAUUGAUCUCUAAAGAUUGAUAAUUUAACAAGAAAAUCCGACGGUGGUUAAAAAUAUUCAAAGUGUUACUCAACGAAAAUCGAAUUUCUCGAUUUCCUAAAGUGCAAUAAAGAAGAAAAACUAUUUCUUUAUAAAAACAAAAAACUCAUCAAAAUAUUCAUCUAGGACGUUUUAGAACGCGAAGAUCGUUUAAGUGAAGAUAGAAGAGUUUGCAAGAAAAGGAAACUGAAGCAACGAAUGCUUUCGUGAGAUUUAGUCAAAGAAGUAAGAAAAAGUAUGACGAGCCAUCCGGGAUAUGAUUACGAAGAUAGAGGUCAAAGAAUCCGCCAUCGUGUCGGUACUGCUUCGAGACCAGCCGAUUCCACCGUCGCUUGUAGCAGUUCUCAAUAUUACGUCGGUCCAAGUAGUGACAUCAGUGAAGAGGAUAUAGCAGAAUUACCUUCUUGCGUUUACGCGAGUAGAUCCUCUCAACACGUUGCACAUGCUUCCUCGCACACGCAUUCACCGUUGCACUAUCACAUGCCAGUUGCUACACCAGAUCACAAUGAUACUGACAUGAACGGAGUUGAAGAAGGUUACUAUCCAAAUGGCAGUCCGUACAGAAUUCAACGACAUGCCGCGAAUAUACGUGAAAGAAAACGUAUGCUUAGCAGCAUCAACUCGGCUUUCGACGAGCUUAGGGUUCAUGUACCAACAUUCCCGUACGAAAAGAGACUCUCGAAAAUUGAUACUCUUCGUUUGGCGAUAGCUUAUAUUGCUCUUCUUCGAGAAGUCCUAGCAGCAAGACUUGAUCCUUUGACUUAUGUUGAGAGGUGCCUUAGGGGUGAAAUCAAUGGUGAACGUGCCGAAUGGAACACUAGUGAUCUGACUGCACGUUUGUCAUGGAUUAAUUGGGAAAAUUUAGGAGUUAAUCCUAAUCGACGUUCAGUUCUAACAACUCUCGCAUUAACUACAGACAAUAUGAAUUAAAAUAAGCAACUAUACAAAAUUGACAAAAAAACAAAAAAAGAGAGAAACACAGAGAGAUCCUUGCUUUUCUUCUUUGUAAAUACUAUUUUCAAAUCUUUAAGCCGAGAUAUAGUGCCAAAAAGACAUUUAUUCUAUUUUAAUUUAUAAUUUACGUGCAAUAAGAUCGACGUUACUGUAUCAUCGUCUCUCCUCGUCAUGUAUUACAUUACAUGUGUGUGUGUAUGGCAGUAAUGAAUUUAAGAGCAUUAACUAGUAUAUAUGAUAGUUUAGUAUUUUUUGGGGGAAAUAAAAUUGAUAUU
Molecule: messenger RNA, 1354 nt
Organism: Polistes canadensis
Lineage: Eukaryota; Metazoa; Arthropoda; Insecta; Hymenoptera; Vespidae
Product: basic helix-loop-helix transcription factor amos-like
Exons: 5
Coding region: 363-1055 (230 amino acids)
Biological process (GO): regulation of transcription by RNA polymerase II; developmental process
Molecular function (GO): RNA polymerase II transcription regulatory region sequence-specific DNA binding; DNA-binding transcription factor activity, RNA polymerase II-specific; protein dimerization activity
Source: RefSeq, a predicted model, not a curated record